AUGGAUGAAUCCUCUUGCCCCAGCAAUCGCACGUGGGUCGAGGGGACGCGCCAAAGCCUCCAUUGCACGGCCCAGGGGAACCCCAGGCCAACGGUGACCUGCGCGAAAGACAGCAUCGUCCGCGCCACGGACAAAGAGGAGUGGAUCACUCGGGACCACGAGGGCAUUUAUAACUGCACAGCCGCGAGUAAGCUCGGUGCCGUUGUCAGGAUGGUCACGGUCCAUGUGGAAUUUGGGCCUCAGCUGGACGAAUCCCACUGCCCAGGCAGCCAAACCUGGGUGGAAAGGAAGCUGCAGCAACUCAACUGCCAAGCUGACGGGGUGCCCACCCCUGAGGUCUCCUGCUUCAAAGACGGCGUGGUGUACGACACUGAGGAACUGCACAAUGUCACCCAAAGCCACGCUGGAGUCUACCACUGCAAUGCCACCAACGCCCACGGAUCAAGCAGCAAGGCUGUCACCGUCACGGUGGAGUACGGGCCUGAAAUGGACGAUGCCAGCUGCUCCUAUAAUUGGACGUGGACGGGAGGGACAGAGCAGAAUUUUGUCUGUUCUGCACGGGGCAGCCCGGAACCAACAGUGGAAUGUGUGAAGAAUGGCGUCGUUUACAACCUUGGGGUGCCCCAGCGCGCCUCCAGAGAACACGGCGGCACCUAUCGCUGCACAGCCACGAAUGCACACGGCUCUGUCGCCAGGGAUGUCCACAUCCUAGUGGAAUAUGAGCCAGAAAUGGAUGAAUCCAGCUGUCCGAGUAACUGGACCAUGGUGGAAGGGGCAGUGCCCGCUUUUGCCUGCCACGCUGAAGGGGUACCACCCCCCACAGUGGUAUGUACCAAAGACGGCAUGUCAUAUCACCUCAGCCAAGGAGAAGAGAUCCCUGUCCACAACGGGACCUUCUGGUGUAACGCUACAAACCGCCAUGGGACAACCUCCAAGUCAGUCACGGUGGUGGUUGAAACCAAGCCUAAGAUGGACGAGUCCAGCUGCCCCAGCAACCAGACCUGGCUGGAGGGGACCCUGCGGUCCCUGGCCUGUGAAGCCAAUGGGACCCCCACCCCGCUGGUCCUUUGCUUCAAGGAAGGAGCCCCCGAGGAGGUCCACCGAGAGCAGAACGUCAGCAGGAACGACUCGGGGGUCUACCAGUGCAAGGCAACGAAUGGACACGGGACGGACCGGUGGACGGUGAUGGUGCAGGUGGAAUACAGGCCCACAAUCUCCCUUCUGGCCGUCAGUGCUUCUUUGCCCAUCCGAAGGGGAAUGAGCUUCAACAUCACCUGCCAAGCUGAUGGGACCCCACCUGUCGUCUACACCUGGAGGGUUCCUCCAGCUUCCAACCUCAACUAUGUUGGCUUCAACAACACCGUAACCAUCACUGGGGCAGGUGGACAGAAUAGUGGUAUCUAUGAGUGUAUGGCCAGCAACAAACAUGGUCAGCACCUGAGCCAGGUGGAAAUCCAGGUGAAAGAGCACUGGCUCUAUAUUAUCGUCAUCGUUGCCAUCGCUGGGGCCGCCAUGUUGGUGCUGGGCGGGAUGGCAGGGGUGAUCUACUACCUGAAAUCCACGGCCUGUAAGAAAGGCGAGUACAACGUUCGCGACGCAGAGAAUUCGACCGAAGCCACCUGUCUCAACCGUGAGAGGGCCUGCGAUGGGGAUAUCUACGGCAUACAGCUUACGAGGACCUGAAGAAGACAGCAGGUACGCUAAGCAGAGACGGAGAAGCCAAGGGGAGAGUCCUCGCUG
Molecule: messenger RNA, 1740 nt
Organism: Heteronotia binoei (common prickly gecko)
Lineage: Eukaryota; Metazoa; Chordata; Lepidosauria; Squamata; Gekkonidae
Gene: ICAM5
Product: intercellular adhesion molecule 5
Exons: 7
Coding region: 1-1683 (560 amino acids)
Biological process (GO): cell adhesion
Molecular function (GO): integrin binding
Source: RefSeq, a predicted model, not a curated record